AUGACUUCGCCCUUGGACCAGCUCGUCAAGGGCGCUCCGGUGUCGACUGCCCGCGCUCCCACGCCGGAGCCGUUGAAUCCCACCCGACCACCAACAACUUCGGACUCUUCCUCGCAGCGUCCCCCAACACCAGAUCCUCUAGCCACUCUACCUUCCUCUCCACCUCAAAUCUAUUUGAAUCUGUUGAUUCUCGAAGCCUCGCUUCGUGCGCAAUACCUGGCCCUGCGCGAGCGUCGCCGCCAAAACACCUUCUUCCUGCUCCUCCUUGCAGCUUGGAUCGCCUACUUUGCAUAUGCAUUGUUCCUGCGUCCCCGUGAAGAUGGGCGCGGUGUCGGUGGUUCGGUAUACUGGGUGGUUGAAAUGGGAGAGAAAGUCGCUCUCCUUGGUGGGGUAGUGACUGCCCUGCUAGUUUGGGGAACUGGGCAGUGGGAGCGCGGUAUCCGCUGGCCCCGUCGGUGGCUGGCGGUUGCGAAUCGUGGCCUGCGCGUGAUGAACACCAAGAUUAUCGUGAUCCGUGGACCUUGGUGGCAAGAAAUGCUCUCCUACGUCUCCUUCCUCUUCCCAUUUUCAGCACCAUUCUUCCCUUCUCCAACGGGCAGUUUCCACCUCGUCGAGCGGCACCCGUCCGAUAAGCAGCGUAGUCGGCAGCACUACCAGCAAUACUAUAAUGGCGGCGACAGCGAGUCCGGCCUGGUGGAGGAAGACCUCAGUGCCGGCGGUGAUUACAUCCGUCUACUUUUGCUACCCAAAUCAUUCUCACCCGAGUUCCGUGAGAACUGGGACGACUACCGUACCGACUUCUGGGAGAAGGAAAACGAGCGCCGAGCUCAGCUGCGUCACAAACUGCGCGAGCGCGAGCGCCAGCUUGCCCAGGCCGAAGGAGGUUGGUUUUGGCGUCUUGGAUUAGGCUGGCGCGCUUCGCAGCGCCGCCGUCUUGUGUCUGCCACCCUCCACAAACCUCUUGAAUCAGAGCCCAGAUUCCGGCCUGGCGCUCAUCAUCAACAUGCCCCAUCCAUUUCAUCAAAGCUCAACCAGGAAUUUCGCGCACCAUCUGCCCGUCGUAACACCCGGUCCGAAUCAUCUCAUUCUCGGACCUCCUCCCGCAGCUCCACCCCAGUUGAUGUUGAUGACCGUCCUCCUUCUCGCUCCUCUGCAUCUGGCCGUCCGCGUCGUGGAAGUACUACUCCUUCGAUCUCAGGACCAGAGGCGAGUCCUCAGCAAAGGAAGCGCAAAGGCUCUAAAUCACUACGUCGUGGGUUGUCGCCUCUGACGCAAGCUCAAAUUCGGGAAGGCGUUCGUACGCCAUCGUUCUCCUCGGACGAUUCUGGUAUAUUGCCGAUGGAGAGCAAGGAUAAGGAGUCUAUUCCUACCUCUGCCCCUGAUGCGAGUCCCUCAGUUUAG
Penicillium cataractarum is the source of this 1401-nucleotide messenger RNA. RefSeq names its product Spo7-like protein. Gene Ontology annotation, biological process: nuclear envelope organization. The coding region runs from base 1 to 1401 and encodes 466 amino acids. Gene Ontology annotation, molecular function: protein phosphatase regulator activity; phosphoprotein phosphatase activity. Gene Ontology annotation, cellular component: Nem1-Spo7 phosphatase complex. The transcript has a single exon. Lineage: Eukaryota; Fungi; Ascomycota; Eurotiomycetes; Eurotiales; Aspergillaceae. The record is from RefSeq and is a predicted model, not a curated record.